Molecule: messenger RNA, 2048 nt
Organism: Andrographis paniculata
Lineage: Eukaryota; Viridiplantae; Streptophyta; Magnoliopsida; Lamiales; Acanthaceae
Product: protease Do-like 10, mitochondrial
Exons: 8
Coding region: 115-1917 (600 amino acids)
Biological process (GO): proteolysis
Molecular function (GO): serine-type endopeptidase activity; protein binding
Source: RefSeq, a predicted model, not a curated record
UGUGGCAGGACUGAAUUUAAAUUUGAGAAUUGGUCUAAAAUGGCGACGAGCUUCGUUCCCCUAAAACCCUGAGGUGAGACUGAGGAGGUUUUAGGGCUCCCACCUCCGCACACAAUGCUGGGCGUGGCCAUGGGCAUGGGCGUCCUUCGGAGACUCAGAUUCUGUUCCAACCACGGUGGUGCUGCCUCAAUUAGCACUAGAGCUCUCUCUUUUCACCAUUAUACUAAUUCUUUCCAACCUUCCUGCGCUGCUGCUAUUCCCUGUUCUAGGAUUGACAAUAAAGCUCGAAUUUUUUCGAUUAAUUUUUACCCAACUUGCUCGAUUCGCAAUUUUUCAACAUCCCCCAGUGAUGCUGUUUCCGCAUGCGGCAAUGAUGUUGAUAUUAUUACUGAAGCUGAGGCCGCGAAGGCGACUUAUUCGACAAUGAGAAAUGCGGCGAUGGAUGAUGCGUAUUACGCGGUUGAGUUAGCUUUGGAUUCGGUUGUUAAGAUAUUUACUGUGGCAAGCAGUCCCAGUUAUUUCCUUCCUUGGCAAAAUAAGUCUCAGCGUGAAUCAAUGGGCUCUGGUUUUGUUAUUUCUGGAAGGAGAAUCCUGACAAAUGCCCAUGUUGUGGCUGAUCAUACUUUUGUUCUUGUUCGAAAACAUGGUUCUCCCACCAAAUAUAGAGCAUAUGUUAAGGCUGUAGGCCAUGAAUGUGAUUUGGCUAUUCUGGUAGUUGAAAACGAAGAAUUCUGGGAAGGUAUGAAUUCUUUAGAGCUUGGUGAGGUUCCGUUUCUCCAAGAAGCUGUUGCUGUUGUUGGUUAUCCGCAAGGUGGGGACAACAUUUCUGUUACAAAAGGUGUUGUUUCCAGGGUUGAACCAACACAAUAUGUACAUGGUGCAACGCAGUUGUUGGCAAUUCAAAUUGAUGCUGCUAUAAAUCCUGGGAAUAGUGGUGGCCCUGCAAUCAUGGGUGACAAAGUUGCUGGAGUGGCAUUUCAAAACCUUUCUAAUGCAGAGAACAUUGGUUACAUUAUUCCUGUCCCUGUGAUAAAGCAUUUUAUAGCGGGUGUUGAAGAGACUGGAGACUAUGUUGGGUUCUGCUCCAUGGGUUUGUCCUGCCAACCUAUGGAAAAUGCACAGCUACGGGAGCACUUUCAAAUGCGUGCUGGUUUAACAGGGGUUCUCGUGAGCAAAAUUAACCCAGUAUCUGAUGCAUAUAGAACACUGAAAAAGGAUGAUAUCAUCCUUUCAUUUGAUGGCGUCCCAAUAGCAAAUGAUGGAUCAGUUCCUUUCCGAAAUAGAGAACGGAUAACAUUUGACCAUUUAGUCUCCAUGAAGAAGCCUAACGACACUUGUCGACUUAAAGUAUUGCGAGAUGGCAAAGAGCAUGAGUUUAUUGUUACCCUUCAUCCUUUAGAGCCUCUCGUCCCAGUUCAUCAAUUCGAUAAGCUUCCAAGUUAUUUCAUUUUUGCCGGUCUAGUUUUUGUUCCAUUGACACAACCAUUUCUUCACGAGUAUGGAGAAGAUUGGUAUAGUACAUCACCUCGCCGAUUGUGUGACCGAGCUCUUAGAGAGCUGCCGCAGAAAGCUGGGCAACAACUUGUCAUCCUCUCUCAGGUUUUAAUGGAUGACAUUAACACAGGAUAUGAGCGCCUUGCUGAAUUGCAGGUGAAGAAGGUGAAUGGGGUAGAAGUCGACAACUUGAGGCAUCUGCGGCAGCUGGUGGAGGGCAGCAGUGAAGAGAGGAGUAUAAGAUUCGAUCUGGAUGAUGAUAGGGUGAUUGCUCUGGACUACAAUCUGGGGAGAAGGGCAACCUCUCGGAUACUGACUCGACAUAGAAUACCGUCGGCCAUGUCCAGGGACCUUGGCCCCCCUGCCAAGCCACAAUCUGAGUUAGACGUCGCAUAUGAGCAUGCUGAUGCUGGUUCAAAGUGAGCUGUUUCCGGAUUCACUCCUUCCCUUCCCUUCCCAACCAGACCCGUUUCAUUCUUGGAUUUCAUCAUGUCAUAUCAUCAAUCUUUAUUUAUAUAAAUAUCAAUUAUUAAUUAAUUGAUUUUAUCAUGGAA